AUGGCCGACCAAGGGAAUCGUCCGCACAGGACGACAAAGGAGAAGAAAGCGCAUACCGGCGGACCGAAUCCAAAGGCUUUUGCGUAUGCGGCGCCGGGAAGAUUGCAGAAGACAGCUGCGCGCUCACACGAUGUCAAAGAGAAACGCCUCCACGUCCCCCUCGUUGACCGCCUCCCCGAAGAAGCUCCCCCCAUCAUCGUCGGCGUCGUCGGCCCCCCCGGCGUAGGCAAAACUACUCUGAUCAAAUCGCUCAUUCGCCGAUACACGAAGCAAACCCUCUCGACGCCGAGCGGGCCGCUCACAGUUGUCACUUCCAAGCGGCGACGCCUUACGUUCAUAGAAUGCCCGGCGGAUUCGCUCGCCAGCAUGAUCGACAUUGCGAAAGUGGUGGACAUCGUGCUGCUGAUGAUUGACGGCAACUACGGCUUCGAAAUGGAGACGAUGGAGUUCUUGAACGUCCUCAGCGCGAGCGGUAUGCCGGGAAAUGUGUUCGGUAUCCUGACGCAUCUGGACUUGUUUCGCAAGCAAGAAGCGCUGAAAUUGCAGAAGAAGCGCCUCAAGCACAGAUUUUGGAGCGAGUUGUACCAGGGCGCAAAACUCUUCUACCUGUCUGGAGUAGUCAAUGGGCGAUACCCCGACCGAGAGAUCAUGAAUCUUAGCAGGUUCUUGAGCGUGAUGAAGAAUCCUAGACCGCUGGUGUGGAGGAAUAGCCAUCCGUAUUGUCUGGCGGAUCGCUUCUUGGACAUCACGCCCCCAACGGACAUGGAGCAGAACCCCAAGUGCGAUCGCACGGUCGCGCUGUAUGGAUACCUUCGCGGAACAAAUUUCCCGGCGGGUGGAUCGCGCGUGCAUAUACCUGGUGUGGGCGAUUUGACGGUCACUUCGACAGAGGCGCUGCCGGAUCCGUGUCCGACGCCGUUUGCAGAGAAGCAGGGCGAGAAGAUGACGGGCAAGAAGAAGCGCACGAGGUUGGGUGAGAAACAGAAGAUUCUAUAUGCGCCCAUGUCGGAUGUCGGUGGUGUGCUUGUCGAUAAAGACGCAGUGUAUAUUGAUGUCAAGACCUCAACGUUUGAUCCGGAUGUCGACUAUGCGGAGCGCGGACUGGGCGAGCAGAUGAUGGUCAACCUACAGGGUGGGCGAAAGAUGCUUGGUGAAGACGACCGGGGCUUCAGGCUAUUCAGUGGCGGCAAGCUUGUUGAUAAGAUCGAGGAUGAUGUCGAGGAUACUGGACGCCGGUCACACCGAAAGGCGAGAGCUGCGGAAGCUGAGGAGGUCGACGACGGAGAUCUUGAUGGCAUCGAUAGUGAUGAGGAAGAGUUACAACAACAUGGCAGUGGUUCGGAGGAUGAGGAUGAUACCGGCUUUCUCGACACGAAUGGCGCAACAAACGGCAAGCCCAAGUUUGCCCGGAAAGAGUCGGAUCAAAACGGCGAUGCAGCUGAAGAAGUCGCAUUCGCGGACAGUGACUCUGAUCUUGGUUCGAUAUCCGGAGACGAGCGAGAUUUGAGCGACCUGGACGAGGGCGAAUCCGAAUCAGAAGAGGAUGAUGACGAAGAAGGCGCGCUGCGCUGGAAAGACAACCUCCGUGAAAACGCCGCGAAGCUACAUGGACAAAAACGAGCAUACCGCAUAACAGACCUUGCCAAGAUGAUGUAUAACCUCGACCUUGCGCCCACCGACGUGAUCAAAAAGUGGACUGGCGCACAAGUUGAGGAGGAGAUCGAGGAUGAUGAAGACGCAGAUGAUGGCUUCUUCAAAAAGUCCAAAACCGAAGACUCUGCUAAUGCCGAAGAUCGAUACAUUCCAAGGUUCGACUACGAAGAGCUGGCAGAACGAUGGGAAGACGAGGACAACAUCGACGCUCUCCGGAGUCGAUUUGCCACAGGCCACAUGAAUGGCAAGGGUGGUGAUGGUGAAGAGGAGAAUGAAGAUGAUUUUGAAGGCUUCGAUGAAGAUGAUGAGGGUGAUGGCGAGUUUGAGGAUUUAGAGACAGGCGAGAAGUUCGGUGGCGAGGAACCCAAACCAGAAACUAUCGAGGAAGAGCGAGAACGCAACGCCAAGCGGAAAGAAGAGCUGAAGCUUCGGUUCGAAGAAGAAGAUCGCGAAGGUUUCAUGAACGACAAAGCCGACGGUCGUAAAGAAGGCGCCGCGCAAGAAGAAGAAUUCGGCGAGGAUGACUGGUAUGAUGCACAAAAGGCUAUGAUUCAGAAGCAAUUGGACAUCAACCGCGCUGAGUUUGACCAGCUGGAUGAGCUUUCUCGUGUCCGUGUCGAAGGUCACAAGGCUGGCACAUACGUCCGGAUCGUUCUUGAGAACGUACCAUACGAGUUCUCCGCACACUUCAACCCGCGAUUUCCCAUUCUGAUCGGUGGGUUGACACCGACAGAGGAGCGAUUUGGCUUUGUCCAAAUACGCAUCAAGCGUCACAGAUGGCACAAGAAGAUCCUCAAGACAAAUGAUCCUCUCAUCUUCUCGCUCGGAUGGAGACGGUUCCAGACUACGCCCAUCUACAGUAUAUCAGAUUCGCGGACGCGCAAUCGCAUGCUCAAGUACACGCCUGAGCACAUGCAUUGCUUUGGUACCUUCUACGGCCCUCUCGUCGCACCAAACACUGGUUUUGUCUGCCUUCAAAGCCUCAGCAACAAGACACCCGGCUUCCGGAUCAGCGCCACCGGCGUUGUCUUGAAUGUCGACGAAUCGACCGAAAUCGUCAAGAAGCUCAAGCUCACUGGCCACCCGUACAAGAUCUUCAAGAACACCGCCUUCAUCAAAGACAUGUUCAAAUCCUCGCUCGAAAUCGCAAAAUUCGAAGGCGCCUCCAUCCGCACCGUCUCCGGUGUCCGCGGCCAAAUCAAGCGCGCCCUUUCCAAACCCGAAGGAAACUUCCGCGCCACCUUCGAAGACAAAAUCCUCAUGAGCGACAUCGUCUUCCUGCGUGCCUGGUAUCCCAUCAAGCCCCGCCGCUUCUACAAUACCGUCACAAACCUGCUCACCCCACCGUCCGCCGAGCAGAAGGAGGCCGGCGAAAGCACAGGCUGGAACGGCAUGCGCCUCACGGGUGUCGUCCGCCACGAACUCUCCCUUCCCACACCCGCCGACAAAAACUCUGCAUACCGCCCCAUCGACCGCCCCACCCGCGUCUUCAACCCCCUACGCAUCCCGCGCAAACUCGCUGCCAACCUGCCCUUCAAAUCCCAAGCCCCCGUCAUGAAGCCCCAGCGCCAACCCACGUAUCUGCAAAAACGCGCGGUCGUGCUGGGUGGCGAGGAGAAGAAGGCGCGCAAACUCAUGGACCAGGUCGUGGCGAUUCGCAAUGAUAAAGUGGAGAAGAGGCGCAAGAAACAGGAUGAGAGGAAGGAGGGGUAUCGGAGUAAGGUUAAGGAGAAUGAGGAGAAGAGGGGCGAGAGGGAGAAGAGGGAGAAGCAGGAGUAUUGGGAGAGGGAAGGGAAGAAGAGGAGGUUUCAGGGUGAGGGAGACCAAGGAGGGAGAGGUGGAGGUGGAGGCAAGAGGAGGAAGUAG
Molecule: messenger RNA, 3519 nt
Organism: Parastagonospora nodorum SN15
Lineage: Eukaryota; Fungi; Ascomycota; Dothideomycetes; Pleosporales; Phaeosphaeriaceae
Exons: 3
Coding region: 1-3519 (1172 amino acids)
Biological process (GO): ribosome biogenesis; endonucleolytic cleavage of tricistronic rRNA transcript (SSU-rRNA, 5.8S rRNA, LSU-rRNA); maturation of SSU-rRNA from tricistronic rRNA transcript (SSU-rRNA, 5.8S rRNA, LSU-rRNA)
Cellular component (GO): 90S preribosome; nucleus
Molecular function (GO): GTP binding; U3 snoRNA binding; GTPase activity
Source: RefSeq, a predicted model, not a curated record